Messenger RNA from Epinephelus fuscoguttatus (brown-marbled grouper), 2133 nucleotides. Its product is annotated as cell cycle control protein 50A-like. Bases 275 to 1381 code for a protein of 368 amino acids. Gene Ontology annotation, biological process: phospholipid translocation. Gene Ontology annotation, cellular component: plasma membrane; Golgi apparatus; endoplasmic reticulum. The transcript has 7 exons. Lineage: Eukaryota; Metazoa; Chordata; Actinopteri; Perciformes; Serranidae. The record is from RefSeq and is a predicted model, not a curated record.
CUCCUCCCUCCUCCGUGUUUGUAAACUUCCUGGGGAAGCAGCCGUUGUUGCUAGCUUUGUAGCUAGCCUGUUGGUGAUUAUAGCAAUGGACUAAAUCACCAAAUAACACUCCAGAAAAUGACAACAUAAUUUUGUAAUUUAAGUAACUCGUCGCCAUAUACCAGCGCGCCAGUUGGGCUUUAAAUAUUGUGUGUUGACAAGUUAGUGGCAGCGAGGAGCUAACGGCGUUAGCUGGCGAACGUUAGCAACAACUUCGUAAUUUCUGGCAGAAAUCAUGAUGGCGUCUAGUUACAACGCCAAAGACGAGGAUGGGCAUAUCACAGUGUCCGGGCCUGGUGGUGGGUCUCUGCGGAGCAAGAAGCCCGAAAACACUGCGUUCAAACAGCAGAGACUGCCCGCUUGGCAGCCCAUCCUCACCGCAGGCACCGUGCUACCAGCCUUCUUCAUCAUCGGACUCAUCUUCAUCCCUAUUGGCAUCGGCCUGUAUGUGACGUCCAACAACAUCAAGGAGUUUGAGGUGGAUUACACAGGAGUGGACAAGUCCAGUCCCUGCUUCAACUGCGCCGAGAACUUCAGCUGGAACAGCACACGGCCCUGCACCUGCACAAUACCUUUCUACCUGGAGCAGCCAUAUGAGAGCAAUGUCUACAUGUAUUAUGGCCUCUCCAACUUCUACCAAAAUCACCGUCGCUACGUCAAGUCAAGAGAUGACAGCCAGCUGAAUGGAGACAUGGAAUCCCUUGUGAAACCCAGUAAGGAGUGUGAGCCAUAUGCUUUUCAUGAAAACAAGCCAAUUGCACCAUGCGGGGCCAUUGCCAACAGCAUGUUCAAUGACACAUUGGAGUUGUUUUACAACGACCCCAACGGCACAAAGAUACAGAUUCCUCUGAACACUACAGGUAUUGCCUGGUGGACCGACAAGCAUGUGAAGUUCGGGAACCCUGGAGGCGGCAACUCAAACCUCACAGCCGUUUUUCAAGGAACAACGAAGCCGGUGAACUGGCGCAGGCCCGUCUACGAACUGGACGCAAAUCCAGAUAAUAACGGCUUCAUCAAUGAGGACUUUAUCGUGUGGAUGAGAACCGCCGCCCUGCCAACCUUCCGUAAACUCUACCGCAUCAUCAACAAGAAAAACAACAUGGUUCCAACUCUGCCCCGAGGAAACUACACUCUGGAGGUCGUCUACAAUUAUCCCGUGCACAGCUUUGAGGGUAGGAAGCGGAUGAUCCUGAGCACCAUCUCCUGGAUGGGGGGCAAGAACCCGUUCCUAGGCAUCGCGUACAUCACCGUAGGCUCUGUCUGCUUCUUCCUGGGCGUCGUCCUGCUGAUCAUCCACCACAAAUGCGGCAACCGCAACAACAGCGCUGACAUUUCUAACUGAGGCUGCGGCUGCCCUCCAGCUCACCUCUGCUGCAGUGAACAGUGAUCAUCUGUCAGGGUAAACUUUCAUCCAGAGGCCCGACCAGUAGAUAAAUUUAAAAAAGCAGCCACACGUGGGUUUGAGGGUCUAAAAUCACUUGUCUGGGGCUGAGUGUUUGCCAAAGUAAAUGGAAAAAAGCCAAAAAUGUGCAGCCACAGUCAGUGACAAUCAGCCUUUGACAGAUUUUCCAUCUUGAUACCGUGAGCAAGCAUGUGUCAGACUGAUUUGCUUCAUGAUCGACUUGCUUAAGAAUAAAAAUGUACUCAGAGUUCUUAAUCGGGUCUUGAAAAGUAAGUAGGUUUUAAUAAAGUGCAUUUGGGAAUUCAACAAAACCUGGGACACAGAAGCCAUGUCCUCCGUAUUGUGUCUGUAAAUUUGGGGGCUUUAACAACCUGAGGAGGAGUUUACAUUCUACAGCUACACAUAAAUAAAAAACACAUGGUGGUUUUUAAAAAAAGUGCAUUAAAAUUCUAUCUUAAUACAACGUUUUUUUGCCAUAUGUACAUUUAAGGAAUAAUUGGUCACUACACUGUAAAAAAUCAGGGUAAAUAUUCUCUGGUUCCAGCUUCUAAAAUGGGAAGGUUUGCUGUUUUUACUUGUCUUCAAUUAUAAAAAAUUGGAAUUUGGAUUCUUCAGACCAUACAAGGUGUUUGGAGACGUCAGUUUUUGACUUUGGGAAGUUAUUAUGGACUUUUUUUUUUUUUUUUACUUUA